Messenger RNA from Paramecium tetraurelia, 1824 nucleotides. RefSeq lists its product as uncharacterized. The record is from RefSeq and is a predicted model, not a curated record. The transcript is spliced from 3 exons. Gene Ontology annotation, cellular component: membrane; GPI-anchor transamidase complex. Gene Ontology annotation, biological process: attachment of GPI anchor to protein. Lineage: Eukaryota; Ciliophora; Oligohymenophorea; Peniculida; Parameciidae.
AUGUUUAAAGACUUAGGAUAUCAAUUGCUAAUUAAAUGGAAACUCUGGAAAGUAUUGGUAGUGAUAUUUCCAUUUACAUUUAUUUAUGGAAUAUAUCUGCUCUUUGUGAUAUCUUCGAAUUCAGAUCGUAAUUCAUUUGAUGGAAGUCAAUUAAUUCAUGCUGAGGUCAAUAAUUAAUUGGCUUAAACUUUAAGUUUAGCUGCUGAGUCAUACAUGAAAGAAUUCGGAAAGACAAAUGACAUCCAUUAAUUAUUGAUGGAAAAACUUAGUAAUCUUGGUUUGGAAACAUUUUCUUAGGAGAAGUACAAAAAUGUGAUAGGGAAAUUGAAAGCACCAAGAAGUCCUGAUUAUGAAUGCAGUUUGAUAUCAUUUGAAUAUAACGACGAAUCUCCCAAUAUUAAAAUUAGGAGUAUUGCAUAUGUGUUGGCACUCAUUAAACUAUAUUAAUCAGAUUAAAUCAAUUAUUUAUCAAGAGACAUAAUAUUUGUGGGCUAUCAUACAAAUUAUAAGAGAUACGGUCAAGGAAUCACAGCAUUUUUAGAAGAAUAUGUAAAUCCCUAGAGAGUAUCAUUUAUGCCAAGAUCAGGAACUAUCAGAUCUUCUAUUAAUAUCAAUCUAGAUGAUAAAUUUGAUUCUGUUGCAUUAAAGGUGUUUGGAUUGAAUGGCAAAGUCUCAGACAGAGAUUAUUACAAUAGUAUUAACAUGCUUAUGGAGAAACAAAGCUUUUAGUAUCAAUUUACAGAAACGAAUUACAAUUGGAUGCUUCAACUAGAAAAGUACUUAGAAAAGGAAUUAAGAACAUAUUGGAAAUUAUUUCAAUUAGAUUCCAUUUAUUAACUACCCCAAAAAAGAUUUUUACAUAUGGACCCUUAUUUUUCAAAUUAAAUUGAGAUGUUCCAAGGAGAUUUACAUGAGGCACACUCAUAUAUUAUGAAAUACGGAAUUUAUUCAUUAACAUUGAGAGGGUACAAUACUUAAAAUAAAGAUGAUUCAGUUUUAUUGACUAAUAAGUUGUUGUUGGUAGGAGAAGCAAGUAUCAAGGCUUUGAUGGCUAAUGAUGAAUUCAUCCAUUCUGGUUCAACUCUUUAUCUACCUCUAAACAGAAGUUUCACAUUGACAAUUCAGAAUUAUUGUUUACCUUAUGUCUUUGUGAUAUUGAGUUGUGCCAUCUUUGCCAUCAAGUCUGUUUAUAGCAGGUGGCAUUUUAAUCUAUUUAAUGAUAAUAAAGAAGAAUUGGGUAGAAGCAAUUCAAUGGUUGCUCAUAAAGCAAUCAUUGAAAUCUUUAUGGGGUUCACUUUAUGUUUCAUUCCAAAUAUGAUAAGUUAUUUUAAUAAUAAAUAAUAUGAGUAUUUCGAUUAAUAUUUUGUAAUCAUGCUUGUGAUUAUAGUAACUUACUUGAUACUCAUAUAUUCUUCUAGGAAAUAAAUUUUUGGAUAAUUUUCAUUGCCUCGUAGAGAAAGUGUUGCAGAAUGGUUAUGGGUUGAAUUAGUGAUCUAAGUGUGCUUUGUUAUGAUGUAUGCAGGAAUAGUUCACAUUCCAAUAGCUACUUUUAUUGCCAUCUUCUUAGGACCUUGGUUUUUCUUUAUUUAACCAUUGAGAUUUAAACCUAAUUUCAAGUUGUGGGAUAUAUUCACAUAUGUGAUUAAUUUACUGUUCUUAUAUGGAUAUUUCUAGAUAUUAUCAUACUUUGGAUUUGAUUCGAUGCUGGCAUUUUAUAAGCAGGUGGUCAUCAAUUAUAAUAAUGUUGGAGUGCAUUUGUUUUAUUACUUAAAUGGGGCCUUGAUUCCAUCUUUAUUAAGAUUUGCUGAGUUGUUGUUAUUUUGA